This is a messenger RNA of Eutrema salsugineum, 1218 nucleotides long. Its product is annotated as protein ABHD17C. Lineage: Eukaryota; Viridiplantae; Streptophyta; Magnoliopsida; Brassicales; Brassicaceae. The record is from RefSeq and is a predicted model, not a curated record.
UGCCAUUAUCUGCCACCAUCCCACACGCGCCGCCUCUCCUCCCUCACGCGCCGCGGUGCGAUUCAAAUCCUGUAUUGAUUUCUUGAUCUUACAAUCCGUUUUUUUUUUGUUAAUUGUUUGUCUUGGUUUCCAUAAGAUCUCGGAAAUCAAAAGAGGAUUCCAGGGUUUCUGCUACUUUUGGAAAAGAAGGUAUAAUCUAUGAAUUAAGGUGUAAAUUUUAUCACAAGAAGGAGGAUCAUCGUCGUUGUUUUAAUGGGAGGGGUUACUUCAUCAAUCGCUGCUAAAUUCGCUUUCUUCCCACCAACACCACCGUCUUACGAUGUAGUCGCCGACGAUAGCUGCGGCGGACGACUUUACAUACCGGAAAUUCCGCGGCGCGAUGACGUCGACGUCCUCAAGCUCCGUACACGUUGUGGCAAUGAGAUCGUGGCGAUUUAUGUCAAACACUCGAAAGCUAAUGGCACGGUUCUGUAUUCCCAUGGUAACGCCGCCGAUUUGGGGCAAAUGUUUGAGCUUUUUGUCGAGCUUAGCAACCGCCUUCGUGUUAAUCUUAUGGGGUAUGAUUACUCUGGUUAUGGUCAGUCUACAGGACAGGCAAGUGAGUGUAAUACAUAUGCUGAUAUAGAAGCAUCGUAUAAAUGCCUCAAAGAGAAGUAUGGCAUGAAAGACGAUGAACUGAUAUUAUAUGGUCAAUCUGUCGGUAGUGGACCAACGCUCGAUCUAGCUUCACGCACACCUAACUUGAGAGGCGUGGUUUUACAGUGUCCUAUUCUGUCUGGGAUGAGGGUUUUGUAUCCGGUGAAAUGUACAUAUUGGUUUGACAUUUACAAGAAUAUUGACAAGAUCGGCGCAGUAACAUGUCCUGUAUUAGUUAUCCAUGGAACAGCGGAUGAGGUAGUUGAUUGUUCUCAUGGAAGACGGCUCUGGGAACUCAGCAAAGAGAAGUAUGAACCUUUGUGGAUAAGUGGAGGUGGACACUGUGACCUUGAACUCUAUCCAGAUUUCAUCAGACAUCUGAAGAAGUUUGUUGCAUCACUUGCAGCAAACAAGCAGAGAAAGCUGCCACAGAAUGAGAUCGCUGAUAUGUUUGAAAUAGGUUACUUUCGAGGGGUUUCUAGAAACAGUCUAGGCAAUUGGCUGGAGAAGAAGAAGAAAAGGAAUAAGCAUGAGAAAUCCCAGAUGAGCGUUAAUAGGUGUACAAAGAUAUAAAAAGGUCAA